Messenger RNA from Clonostachys rhizophaga, 1545 nucleotides. NCBI's taxonomy places the organism in Eukaryota, Fungi, Ascomycota, Sordariomycetes, Hypocreales, Bionectriaceae. The record is from the annotation of a GenBank genome assembly.
AUGGAAUCCUCACAAAUCAACGCAGAGAUCAAGCCCGAGAAGAGUGGCCAUGACUGUGCCUCCAGCCUCAAGGUGGGAGAGAGCAACAACAACUCGGCAGAGUACAACAGAUUCCUGGAGCUGAGCCAUGAGUUCACGGGAGGAAAGCUCAAGAAGCUGAUUCGCAAGUGCGAUUUCCGCGUGCUUCCGCAAUUAAUUAUCAUCUAUCUCAUGUCAUAUAUUGAUCGAACCAACGUCAGUAAUGCGAAACUGUUCGGUGUGAUGGAGGAUCUUGGUCUGAGCGGGCAGCAAUGGAAUACAUGUCUUUCCAUCUUCUUUAUAACGUAUGCGUUCGGCGGCGUGCCCUCCAACAUUGCCUUGAAGCGCUUUGGCCCCAAGAUCUGGCUCCCUGUACUCCUGACAUCAGUUUCGCUCAUCUUGAUCUUCACGUCACUUCAGCGGAAUUACGCUGGCUGGGCGUCUUUCCGAGUUCUUCUGGGUCUCUUCGAAGCUGGCGUGUUUCCUGGGUGCUCCUUUGUUCUCACCCAGUGGUAUUCGCCCGAGGAAAUUAGUGCCAGAAUGGGCUUCUUCUACUCGGGUGCCUCCGCUGCGGGUGCAUUCUCUGGACUGCUAGCGUAUGGUAUUGGUCAACUCGACUAUACAUGGGGAUAUCGCGGGUGGAGGUUCAUCUACUGCAUUGAGGGCUUAUUCAGUCUCUGUCUCGCCAUCGCCGGCUUCUGGAUUGUAUACGACACCCCCAGCAGCGUGAGCUGGCUCUCUCCCGAGGAGAAGGAGUUCCUUACUCUACGCCACAAGUUCUCUGCUGGCGGCGAAACGGGCAUCGGGGAAACGGAAAGCUUUUCCUGGAAGCACGCCCGAGCAGCCUUCCGGUCGCCACACAUUUAUGCCGUCGCCGCCACCGAGUUUACUCUCUGCGUUGCCGUCUACGGGUACAACUUCGUGCUGCCGACCAUUAUUCGCGAUCUCGGCUACUCGGCGGUCAACGCUCAAGCCAUGACAGUGCCGCCGUAUGCAUUUGCGUGUGCCAUUACUGCACUCUCGGGUUACAUGGCAGACCGAUGGCAGAAGAGGAUGCUGCCCCUCUUUCUAGCAAACCUCAUGGCACUUGCAGGCUUCAUCGUAAUGGUGGUCAGUGUGCGAUACUCUUCCAUUCCCGGAGUGACCUUAUUUGGUGUAUUUCUGGCCACAGGCGGCCUGUAUCCGGUGUCUCCGCUGGCAACGGCAUGGAUUUCGAUGAACACUGCAGGGACAAUGAAGCGAGCCGUCGGUAUUGGCGCCAUGAUCAGUUUUUCCCAACUCGGAGGAAUUGUCGGGUCCAACGUCUACAUUGCGAGUACUGCUCCAAAAUAUCCAGUUGGGUUCGGUAUCAGCAUCGGUAUGAUUGGUGCGUUUGGAUGCAUCUGGCCACCUCUGUACGCUCUCAUCCUUAAGCGUAUCAACGCGAAGCGAGCGUUGAUGAGCGAGGAGGAGAUUAGAGUAAAGUAUACGGAUGACGAACUCGCAGAGAUGGGAGACGAGAGCCCAUUGUUCCGAUAUUCAUUCUAG